This is a messenger RNA of Musa acuminata AAA Group (dessert banana), 777 nucleotides long. RefSeq lists its product as uncharacterized. Gene Ontology annotation, molecular function: enzyme regulator activity; calcium ion binding. NCBI's taxonomy places the organism in Eukaryota, Viridiplantae, Streptophyta, Magnoliopsida, Zingiberales, Musaceae. The transcript has 4 exons. The record is from RefSeq and is a predicted model, not a curated record. The coding region runs from base 186 to 509 and encodes 107 amino acids.
GACAAAUGCUCCUCCUCUCCCAGAAGAAGAAUUACAACACUCUUUCUUGGAAGUUGUACUAAGAAGACAUGUCAAGAAAGUCAACACAGAGCCUAUAAGAAGGCCUGUGUUUGUCAUCCGUCAUGGCCCUCAUCCAUCGUCUCUUGUUGCUCCUCACCACCCUGCUUGCUUCUGACUAGUAAAAAAUGCACGGUUUCAUGGAUCUCACAGCUGAGCACAAGGAGGUCUUCUCCCUUUUCGACAAGGAUGGAGAUGGUCACAUCACGCUCGAAGAACUGCGCACCAUCAUCCGAUCAUUAGGCCGAGAACCAACUCUGCAAGAGCUGCAGGAUAUGAUCAGGGAGGUCGAUGUGGAUGGUAAUGGCACCAUAGAGUUUGAUGAAUUCAUGAACGUGAUCGCUAUGAGAACGAAGGAGGCUGCUGAGGCUGAGGCUGAAGAAGAACUGCGAGAAGCCUUCAAGGUUUUCGAUAUAGACAACAAUGGAUACAUCUCACCCAGCGAGGUAUGAAGGAGCUUUGAUGUCUCGAAACCUCUCGUCGUAAUUGCACUUGCAGCUUAUGAGCGUGAUGACUAAUCUGGGAGAGGAAGUAACAAAGGAGAUUGCUGCACAGAUGAUCAUGGAGGUUGACGCUGAUGGUGACGGGCAGGUGGAUUUCAAGGAAUUCUCCACCUUGAUGAUGGCUAUCGGAACUACACCGACGAAUUCCUUUUCUUCAUUGUACAUAAACUGAAUCAAAUACAUGUUGAUGAUCUCUCUCGUUUGAUACAGCACAAAA